UUUUAGUUGUCAUCAGCAUGGGAUGACAUGGCCAACUGUAUGUGGUAUGAAAUGACCAGUUAAUAUGUCAAGCACGAUGCAUGUGUCUCAAUAUUAAUUUGCGGCUACAUUAUUACUAAAGCAAAGCCGUUUAGCAGAAAAAAAGACUGGGACCAAAGUUAACGCAUCUAUACACCUUGUUGGAAAACGUGGAACAUGUAAUGCACAGUAGGUGGAGACAGUGCUCCGUCUGGUCGUAAGUCGCCAUUAAGAAGAAGAAGAUGGGGAAAUUUGGGCUCCAGUUCAAAGCCACUCUUGAGAAUGUAACUAAUGUGAGACCACUGGGCAACGACUUCCGCUGGUUUCUGAAGCUUAAGUGUGGAAACUGUGGAGAGAUCCCAGAUAAAUGGCAGUAUGUAACCUUAGUGGAGAGUGUGCCCCUAAAAGGAGGAAGAAGCAGUGCCAGCAUGGUGCAGAAGUGUAAACUCUGUUCCAGGGAAAAUUCAAUUGAUAUCCUGGGAGACACAAUCAAACCGUAUAAUGCAGAGGACAGCGAAAGAUUCAAGACGAUGGUGCAGUUUGAGUGUCGAGGUCUGGAGCCCGUUGACUUCCAACCUCAAGCUGGCUUUGCUGCGCAAGGAACCGAGUCUGGAACACAGUUUCCUGAAAUCAACCUUCAAGAAAAAGACUGGACGGACUAUGAUGAGAAAGUCAACGAGUCAGUGGGAAUAUAUGAGGUCACACACCAGUUCAUCAAGUGCUGAUGUCAUCAUGGGAUGAUCGAGCCUCAGAGGGGAUUAAUGAACACUACAGCCAAACAUCCUCUGGCCUCUUUGCUGGUAUCAAGGAUGCUUCAGAUGCUGAGGUGGCGUGAUUUGGUUGAUGAUGAACAGUAACAGGUUUAGACUAUUUCCACAGGUUGUCCAUAAACAUCUUGGAUAAUCAAAUGUUAAAAGCUAUUUUCACUGCUUUAAUAAAAUUGAAAGGUGACAA
Molecule: messenger RNA, 972 nt
Organism: Etheostoma cragini (Arkansas darter)
Lineage: Eukaryota; Metazoa; Chordata; Actinopteri; Perciformes; Percidae
Gene: czib
Product: CXXC motif containing zinc binding protein
Exons: 8
Coding region: 261-743 (160 amino acids)
Molecular function (GO): zinc ion binding
Source: RefSeq, a predicted model, not a curated record